Molecule: messenger RNA, 1471 nt
Organism: Chondrus crispus (carragheen)
Lineage: Eukaryota; Rhodophyta; Florideophyceae; Gigartinales; Gigartinaceae
Exons: 2
Coding region: 1-1380 (459 amino acids)
Source: RefSeq, a predicted model, not a curated record
AUGAAUUUUCGCGCCGUGGACGAUCAUGUUAGUGUCGAGUUUCGUUUUGCUUUUGUCAAUCGCAGUGACCAAUUUUCGUCUCAACGCCAACACCGUCCCCGCCAGACACCCUCAUGCUCUGGGCGAGCCAUGAGCACGCCACAAGCCAACGCACCCGAGCGACGCACGAUGAAUCUUUCCAAGCAUCCGCAGACCACCGCCCGAAUUCUACUCAUCUUUUUCGUCGCCUUUCUCGUCCUUAACGGGCAGCUUUACAUCGGCUCUACCAUUGCCGGCACCCGGCCGCGCCGUCAUGAUAGUACUGCCAAUUUGAGGAGCGUACGCUCAUACGCCGACCUCAUUUGGGAGGAAUGCGCUCAAAUCAUCAACCUAGGCUUGCCAGAUAUUGGAGAUGCGGGGCGCAUCUGGUUGAAGCAUGCGUUUGUGGGAACGAAUGUUGACCCUUCUGACAAAUUCAUCAAACCGGAGAAACCCGAUGUGACUGCACGGGACAAAUACAAAUGUAGAUGUCAAAUACCUGAGGUUCAUGCUGGACGUCAACCUCGCCUGACGGCGAUCGUGCAGAGCUUCAACCACCAUGCCAAUAUUGCAAACAUAUCUACCGCGUUGAAGAGAUCGAGCGUUAUUGAAGAAAUAGUUAUCAGCGAAGAUGGUUCAACAGACGGAUCCUUGCACGACUGGCAAUCUUCGCUCCCGGAUCCCUCGCAUUUUAUUAUUAGGUCAAACAACUUGCAUGAAUUGCGCAGUUACAAUCGCGCAAUGCGCAUGGCGUCAGGCGAUUUUGUAGUCCUUCUCCAGGACGACGAUUUACUGCCCAUGUCGGACGAAUGGGUCCAGAAUGCGCUGCGCUUGUUCGAGGCACUCCCAGAACUUGGUGUGCUAGGUGGAUAUAUUGGUCAGCUAUGGGACCAUGCCACUGGUGUGGGAUAUGAAUACGGCGAGCAGACUAGCACGCAUGGUGGCCUUCGGAAAGGAAACACUCAACCCCUUCCGUUUAUUGAACCAACAACGGGCCUGCCGUUCAUGUACGCUGAGUGCGUAUGGAUAGCACCAGUUUUCGUUCGGCGGAGCCUCUUGCGCAGAGCAGGAGGGCUUGAACUAACAAUAGCAAAGCGCGGAGAGCCUGGAGUUUGGCAGGAUUGCGUACUUAGUUAUGAAGCCUGGGUUAAUGGCUUCUCCGUCGGAGCGUAUAGCGCUAAAUUUGAGCGUGGUGUAGGCGGCCAUGGAUCCGCCACUUCUUCCUUGAAAGUCAAGCAAAGAGAGCGCGUGUAUGAGCGAGCAAUGGCGUACACAAAUCGAAAAUUCCCUCGAAGAAGGAUCCACGAUUCUAUAGUUGCCAUGAACAAUCAAACUCUAGAACCUCGCCGCUUCCCGGCGUGAUAUUGCAUCUGAUAUGUAUCUCCUUCCUUGCUAACUUAGUCUUCACGCGGUAUACACUCCGCAGAAACACAUAAACUAAACAACUCCGCAA